This is a messenger RNA of Mucor mucedo, 1878 nucleotides long. Its product is annotated as glycoside hydrolase family 3 domain protein. The annotation marks the transcript as partial. Gene Ontology annotation, biological process: glucan catabolic process. The record is from RefSeq and is a predicted model, not a curated record. Gene Ontology annotation, molecular function: beta-glucosidase activity. Lineage: Eukaryota; Fungi; Mucoromycota; Mucoromycetes; Mucorales; Mucoraceae. The transcript is spliced from 4 exons.
ACCAUCUUUCCUCAUGGUAUCAAUAUUGCAGCCAGUUUUAACCCAGAACUUGCUUACGAGUCUGCCUCCAUCACUGCAAGAGAUACGCGUGCUGCUGGUGUUCAAUGGACAUUUGCUCCUGUGCUUGACAUUCCUGUUAGUAAACAAUGGCCACGUGUCUAUGAAAACUUUGGUGAAGAUCCUCAUCUUUCUUCCAUCUUGGGGGCUGCUUCCAUUCGAGGUUACCAAGGCAAGUAUAAAUCGGACCGAACCAAAGUUGCCGCUUGUAUGAAGCAUUUCAUUGCUUACGGUGCUCCCUGGAGUGGUCAGGAUCGUGAUUCAACUGUGGUCUCGGAUAGAACCAUUCAAGACUACUUUGUCCCCGGUUUCCAAGCUGCCAUUGACGCUGGUGUGGCCACAGCCAUGGAAAGUUACAUCGAUAUCAAUGGUGAGCCUGUUGUUGCAUCCAACAAAUAUCUUCAAAAGCUUUUACGAGACAAGAUGGGCUUUGAAGGUAUGUUAGUCACUGAUUGGCAAGAAAUCGAAAAUUUGCACAUUAAGCAUCGUGUUGCUGCCACACAUAAAGAAGCGGUGCGUAUGGCCAUCUCGGAUACAAGUAUUGACAUGUCCAUGGUACCUCAAGAUGUUAUCUUUUUUGACUCCAUGAUGGAACUCGUGAAAGAAGGUCGUGUCUCCAUUGACCGUAUUGAUGCUUCUGUUGCCCGUUUACUUCAACUGAAAAAGGACGUGGGUUUAUUAGAAACCGAUGGCUGGAAGGGAAACAAGGAACUUCAAGCCUUGGUAGGUAACGAAAAUGAUAUCAAGGUCUCUUUGGAUGCUGCUAGAGAAUCUCUUACCUUGUUGAAAAAUCACGAACAUGUUUUACCCCUUAACCCAAACAUUAUCAAGCGUGUCCUUGUGGUGGGCCCCACACAAGAUCAUUGGCACGGUAAAAUCGACGAUGAUCAGUUCUAUGAAAAGGGUAUCCAUAUUGUAAAAGGCAUGCAAUCCACUGCUCCUGAAGGUGUUCAUGUCGAGUACAUGACCGGAUUUGAUAUCGAUGGGUUAGAUGAAAACAUGGCUCAGGUCAUUGAAGCUGCCAAAGAUUUUGAUGCCCUUGUUGUCUGUGUGGGUGAGCACGUCUAUUCCGAAUCUCGGUUUUACUUAAAUUUUUAUCCCAUAGUACCAGGAAAUAUUCAUGAUAUCAAAUUACCUCAAGGACAAAUUGAUCAUGUAGCCCAACUUGCAAACAAGACUGAAAUUCCAUUAAUCACGGUGCUUUUAGAGGGAAGACCCCGUGUCUUAGAAACCAUCCAUGACAAUUCGGAUGCCAUCUUAUUAGCGUACCUUCCCGGCCCCUGGGGUGGUCAAGCCAUUGCCGAAGUCUUAUUUGGUCAAACAAAUCCUUCGGGUAAAUUACCGUACACCUAUCCUAAAUACGCCGGUGAUGUCAACUUGAACUAUUGGCGUCCUGUCAGUGAUGUCUGGGACCCUCUUUAUGAAUUUGGUCACGGUCUCAGUUACUCCAAAUUCGAUUAUGGUAAUAUCACGUUGGCUGGUAAAAACAACUUGCAACAAGAAACCUUGCCCAGUCUAUCAGCAGGAUCCGAUCAACAAACCGAAAUCAGCGUACAGAUCACCAACAAUAGUCCGUUCGAUGGUAAAGAGACCGUCUUGAUGUUUGUUCAUCAACCUUUCCGUGUCAUUACACCUCCAGCUAAACUCUUGAAGGCCUUUAAAAAAGUAUUUAUACCUGCCGGUCAAACAGAGACUGUACGAUUCACUCUGAAUGCCGAAUUAUUCCAAUACACUGGUAUUGACGAUACCCUUACCAUUGAUGAUGGACCUAUUAAAAUCAUGAUUGGAGAUCAAGAAUUUGAUUUUAAUGUGACUAAAUAA